Miscanthus lutarioriparius is the source of this 711-nucleotide messenger RNA. Lineage: Eukaryota; Viridiplantae; Streptophyta; Magnoliopsida; Poales; Poaceae. The record is from the annotation of a GenBank genome assembly.
AUGACCAAGAAGCUCAUCUCGGCCAUGGCCGGGAAGCAAGGUUGCAAGGAGCAGCAGUUCAUCGAUCAGAGGAGACAGUCUCCGAUUCAUGGAGACACCAAGAGCGUGGUGGGGUUCGGCGGCAGGCUGAUCUCCCAUGAGCAGGAGGACGCCAUCAUCGUCGCUGCUCUGCGGCACGUGGUGUCCGGGUACAGCACGCCGCCGCCGGAGGUCGUCACGGUGGCGGGCGGGGAGGCGUGCGGGGUCUGCGGCAUCGACGGAUGCCUCGGCUGCGACUUCUUCGGGGCGCCGGAGCUGACGCAGGAAGGAGUAGUGAACGGCGGCACGGGGCAGAUGGCGACAGCAUCGGUUGGGGUUGCGGCAGCGGCGGUGGGAGGGGGGCACGAGCAGAGGCCGCGGCGGCGUCGGAAGAAGAACAUGUACCGCGGCCUCAAUUUCCCGGGCCACGAGGCGCUGUCGUCGUUCCAGGGCCACGGCCGCGGCGACACUUGUGCCACCCCGGCGGCGAACACCGAGACGCAGACACCGAUGCUGACGCCGUCGCCGUGCAGUGCAGACGCCGCGGAGGCGGCGGCGCCGGGAGAGUGGCAGCUGGGCGGUGCGGACGGAGCGGGAGACGAGCUGUGGGAAGGUCUACUACAGGACCUGAUGAAGCAGGACGAGGCGGACCUCUGGUUCGCGCCAUUUUCUGGCGCUGCAUCCAUCAUCUAG